AUGCCCGCUCCUCUUCACCCUCACCCGCAACCGAAGCAUACUGCUUCCUUUGCUUCUAGCUCUAGCAAUAACGGCCCACCGAGAGUGCAGGUCUCGCAUGAAGACGAGGACGCCAUCGCCGAUAUUCAUCGCAGCUUGACGGAGAAAACUCUCUCAAAUCAAAAGUACCCGGAACCUCAUUCGUCGUUUGACAAGUUCCUCGAGGAACAAGUUCAGGGCAAGAAACGCUCAAACCUCGGUGUCUGCUUCCAGUCGCUUUCAACUUGGGGCGAGGGAGAUAGCCAUGCAGAUGUCAAGACUCUCGGCACGGCACUCUGGCGUACCCUGACCAUGCAGGAUAUCUAUGAGUGGACUAUCCAGCCGUGGAUAACGAAGAAAAAUCCCCAAGGGGGCCGGCAAUUGAUUCGGGACCUGUCUGGUGUCGUUCACAGUGGCGAGAUUAUGCUUGUUCUCGGACGCCCCGGUGCAGGCUGUUCAACCUUCCUCCGCACCAUCGCUGGCCAUCACUCCUCCUUCCUAGGAGUGACCGGUUCAAUCGACUAUUCCGGCCUCAGCCCAGAAGAAGUCCGAAAGCACUACCGUGGUGCGGUGGCAUACGUCCCGGAGGACGAUGUGCAUUUCCCGACGCUGAAUGUAAGGCAGACUCUUGAAUUUGCCUUGCAGAGUAAGACACCCAAACGGUACCGAGACCGGAUCCCCCGAUAUCUCGAGGUCUAUGGCCGUGUUUUUGGAAUGACGCAUACCAUGGACACCUUGGUUGGCAAUGAGUAUAUUCGCGGUGUGUCGGGAGGAGAGCGUAAGCGCAUCUCCAUCAUUGAAUCUCUGGCUAGUGAUUCAUCUGUGGCAUGCUGGGAUAAUUCGACCAGAGGAUUAGAUGCGUCCUCUGCUCUUGAUUAUGCUCGCAGUUUGCGCAUUAUGACCGAUACCUGUGGCAAAGCGACAUUGCUCACUCUCUACCAAGCGUCUGAUGCUAUCUAUGAGCUUGUGGACAAGGUGCUUCUCAUUGAUGAAGGGCGCAUGCUCUACCAAGGACCGGCGAAUGAGGCAAAGCGCUACUUUGAAGAUCUCGGUUACGAAUGCGCCGACAUGCAGACCACCUCUGACUUCCUGACUAGCAUCACGGUCCCGGAGCGCCGACGCUUCCGUCAUGGAUGGGAACAUCGUGCCCCUAAAGGUCCGGUCGAACUCGAGGUUACUUUCCGCCAGAGCGCUGCAUUCGCCAAGAUCGAGACUGCAGUUCGAAGUUACGAAGAUCAGAAGUGUGGUAAAGCACCCGGCGCUCUGGACUCGGAGUGUGGCAGUAUUGAAGAAUUCAAGAAGACUGUGCAGAGUGAUAAGUCGCGCUUUGUUUCUUCCAAGUCGCCGUAUACCAUUUCCUUGUUCCGACAGGUUGAGCUUUGUGCGAAGCGGCAGAUGUGGCAAUUGAAGGGGCAUCUGAGUCCGCUAUACAUCAAAUUAAUUUCUUGUGUCGUGUACGGUCUAUUGAUUGGAUCCAUGUUUUACGACUUGCCUCAGACAACCGAAGGUAUAUACGCCCGUGGGGGUGUACUCUUCUACUCAUCCAUCUUGCUGGCCUGGCUGCAGAUGUCGGAACUGGAGGAAGCCAUGCAAGGUCGAGAUAUUCUUAAUCGACAGAAGAAACUCGCCUUCGUGCGGCCCAGUGCUGUCUGCUUAGCUCGGGUUCUUUCUGAUAUGGUUGUUUCUGCUCUUCUCACAUUCUUGUACCUCAUUGUCAUGUACUUUUUGGCCGGCCUUCAAGCUAACGCCGGUGCCUUCUUCAUCAGUUUUCUCCUCAUCUACAUGUGCACAAUCUGCCUGACUGCCCAAUUCCGCGUGUUCGCCGCCCUGUCUCAGAACUUCGAAGUUGCCCUCCGCUACUGCGGCGUCUCUGUUUUGUUCUGCAUCGUAUUCGGUGGCUACGUUUUAUCAGUCGAUAAAAUGAUCCAAGAUGUGCCCUGGGUUGGAUGGAUCGCGUAUACGACCCCCGCUCUAUACACCUACGAGGCAGUCAUGGCCGCUGAAUUUCACAAUCUAAACUUCAUUUGUGCCACUGGAUCUAUUGUUCCAGCAGGUUCUGAAUAUAACGAUCUUGCAUACCAGACUUGUGCUUAUGCCGGUAGUCAGAUUGGCAGUACCGUCGUCAACGGCGAUGACUAUCUGGCUGCCAAGUAUGGAUUUUACUACAGCAAUGUUUGGCGCAACUUUGGUAUACUCUGUCUGUUUACUAUUGUUUUCAUUGGUCUCACUUGUUGGCUGAGUGAAGUGCUUGAAUGGGAACUGGACAGUGCCGGACCGAUUCAAUACAAAGGAUCGCAAAAGCUGUUCAAGCGAAAGAAGACCCAGUAUGAUGAAGAGAAGGCUCCUGUUUCGGUAGAUCCGAGGGCACCACCUGCUGGUUACGAAAGCAAGCCUGAUCAGACCAUCACGGCCACGGAGUCUACCUUCACCUGGUCUGACCUUGAGCUCAAUGUUCAGAUUGGUAAAGAAAGCCGAAAGUUGUUGGACGGUGUUAAUGGUUACUGCAAGCCGGGCACUUUGACUGCUCUUGUGGGUGCCUCGGGAGCAGGAAAGUCAACAUUGUUGACUGCACUCACUCAAAGAGAAAGCCCUGGCAUCUUGUCCGGCUCAUUGUUCGUGGAUAACCACUCGAUUGACAAAUCCUUCAACCGACAGAUUGGAUAUUGCCAGCAAAUGGACAUUCACGACGAAAGCAGUACCAUCCGCGAAGCAUUUGAAUUCUCUGCCCACCUCCGUCAAAGUCACGAGGUCUCAGAUGCAGAGAAACUGUCAUAUGUGCAAACUGUGCUUCACACGCUUGACUUGGCCGAACUGCAAGACGCCAUCAUUGGAUCGCUGGAUAUCGAAAAGAAAAAGCGCGUGACAAUCGGAGUGGAACUCUGCGCUAGACCCAAGUUACUUCUUUUCCUGGAUGAGCCUACAAGUGGACUCGAUAGCCAAGGCGCCACUAGUAUCGUUGCUCUUCUUCGGCGUCUGGCAAACCAGGGACUGGCGGUUCUUUGUACCAUUCACCAAGCUAACCAGCAGCAAUUCGAAGAGUUCGACCGUGUCCUUGCCUUGAGUCCCGGUGGCAGCACAUACUACUUCGGCCCAGUGGGGAAAUCUGGCUAUGCAAUCUUCGACUACUUCCAAAAGCACGGCAACAUUCCAGAGAAAGUCACCAAUGCAGCCGAUUUCCUCAUCGAGGUAGUCGUCGAGGGCAUGAAAUCCUCCGGAAACCAGGUAAGCUGGGCAUCUGUCUGGCGCGACUCCGAAGAAUACAAGGAAGUAAAGAACGAGAUCGCCUGUAUCCGGUCCAACAACACUCGCACAUCCUCUACAGCACCACGUCCCCCACCUCUCAGUCGCCAGAUUAAACUCCUCACCCAACGAACCUGUCGCCAGUUUUGGAGAACGGCUGAAUAUCCCUACUCACGUCUCUACGCUUCUUUCCUCCACGCACUGAUCAACGGCCUUACCUAUCUCCAGAUUGGGAAUAGUGCAACGGAUCUGCAGUCGAAGGCUUUCUCUUGUUUCUUAGUUCUUAUGCUGGUACCUGAGUUUAUCAAUGCCAUCUCCAUGCGGUUCAUCCUCAAUCGGGAUAUUUGGCUAGCGAGAGAAGGCCCCAGUGGUGUAUACAGCUGGGUUGCUUUCUCUACUGCACAAAUCGUCGCUGAAAUCCCCUACGCUAUCAUCGGUGGAGUAGUAUUCUUCAUUUUAUAUUAUUUCAUGGUUGGACUGCCACUUGGAUUCGCGGCAGGAUACAGCUUCAUCAUGUUCUUCUUUUUCUUCCUGUUCGCCACGUCGUGGGGUCAGUGGAUUGCUGCUAUGAGUGCUGAUUCCUUGGUUGCCGCCACACUUAUGCCCUUCUUCAUUAUCCUGGGAGAACUAUUCAACGGUAUUCUCAGACCACACGAGCAGAUGCCUGCUUUCUGGAAAUACACCAUGUACUACAUCACGCCAUUCACUUACUGGGUUGGAGGUGUUCUCACGUCUGUACUUCGUGGUACGGAGGUAGUCUGCACUCAGACCGAGUUGACCAUCUUUGAGAGUCCACCGAACAUGACUUGCGGUGAAUACGCGGGCUCUUGGCUUGAUACUAAGGGUGUUGGCUACUUGUCUAACCCCGAUGACCUUGGACGAUGUGGGUAUUGUGAAUAUAGUUACGGUGAUGAUUAUCUCUCGGGCAUUGGUCUGGACUCUUCUAAGAUCUGGCCGUACUUUGGCAUUUUCCUUGGUUUCACUGUGGCAAAUUACUUGAUGGUGUAUCUGCUGGUUUAUAUGCGCUCGGUGAUGAAGCCUUUCUGGCGAUCAAAGUAA
Molecule: messenger RNA, 4317 nt
Organism: Penicillium arizonense
Lineage: Eukaryota; Fungi; Ascomycota; Eurotiomycetes; Eurotiales; Aspergillaceae
Product: putative ABC multidrug transporter
Exons: 7
Coding region: 1-4317 (1438 amino acids)
Biological process (GO): transmembrane transport
Cellular component (GO): membrane
Molecular function (GO): ATP binding; ABC-type transporter activity; ATP hydrolysis activity
Source: RefSeq, a predicted model, not a curated record